Monodelphis domestica (gray short-tailed opossum) is the source of this 6287-nucleotide messenger RNA. RefSeq names its product SPT2 chromatin protein domain containing 1 (gene SPTY2D1). Gene Ontology annotation, biological process: transcription by RNA polymerase I; nucleosome assembly. Gene Ontology annotation, cellular component: nucleolus. The record is from RefSeq and is a predicted model, not a curated record. NCBI's taxonomy places the organism in Eukaryota, Metazoa, Chordata, Mammalia, Didelphimorphia, Didelphidae. Gene Ontology annotation, molecular function: histone binding; DNA binding.
GAGCUGGAACCGGCGUAAGGCAGUGGGUGUCCUGCGGGAGAAGCUUUUUGCCUGGCUAGGUCUUUUUCUUCGUGUGAGCUUGACUCCCACAUUUUAGAUGAAAGGGGCUCUAUCUCCUAAGUUGCUUCCAGCUUGAAACUCCGGGCCCGUCUCAGGUUCGGAGGCUAUUAGUGAAGUUCUAAAGGUUUCCCGAAGAUAGAAAAGACAGACGGGAAGUUUGUUUCUUCUUUUCGCGUAUGUCUCCAGCGCUCAGCACCGCCUGGCCCGUAACUAGAGCUCAGAAAAUGCUUGUCCAUCUAUAGAUGGGUAGCUUUGCCAUCUCCCAGUUUGACACGCUUUUUUUUUUUGUCUCCAUCUGGUCGCGUGAUAACUGAGGCUUACUUAGUGUCAGACUCGGAUGGCUUGGGUCUCACUUUUUGCGUUCCCUCCCACUCUGUUACAGCAGCCUAUAAGAUGAUGAGCUUGCUUCCCUUCCCCCCCCCCCAAAAAAAAAAACCCUAGGCUUGUCACCUUUUCUGCUAAGCCUACUAAGGAAACGCAAAUAUGUUUAAUCGAGUUAAACGUAGGGAAAUCGUUGACAACUUAAGCAGAUUUUUGGAGAUCACACGGAACUAAUGUGUACUGUGGACAGAGCACUGUGUUGAAUAUAUGGCAAAAACUAAAAGAUACAGUUUGGCAGUAGGUCCUCCUAAAAGAGAUCCCAAAGUCAAGGGUGUCCAGUCAGCAGCAGUGCAGGCUUUCCUCAAGCGGAAAGAAGAAGAGUUAAGGAAAAAAGCCUUAGAGGAAAAGAGGAAAAAAGAAGAGUUGGUGAAGAAACGCAUAGAGCUAAAACAUGACAAGAAAGCAAGAGCCAUGGCAAAGCGGACAAAAGACAACUUCUAUGGUUAUGAUGGGAUUCCUCUUGAAGAGAAAGCAAAGAAAAAACAUGGAAUUGAGGGACCCACAGGACAAGAAGCAGACCAAGAAUGUUCCAAUGAGGAGGACACAGAGCCACCUUUGGAAUAUUGUCAGACAGAGUCAGAGAAUGAGGAGUUUGAGGAGUAUGAGGAGCAGGAAGCACCCCUGAAGACUAUACCAAAACCAAAGGCCCCCCUCAGAAGUGCCCCUCCACCCAUGAACUUCACGGACUUACUCAGGCUGGCUGAGAAGAAGCAGUAUGAACCUGUGGAGAUUAAGGUAGUAAAGAAAAUAGAAGAGCGGCCCAGAACUGCAGAAGAACUGAGAGAAAAAGAAUUCUUAGAACGGAAACACAAAAAUAUAGAUAGAGGAAAAGAGAAAAAGAUGCUUGAAAGAGAGAAAAGGCUAGUUCCUCCAACUAUGUCUAAAAAGGUCCCUUCUUCAAAAGAGAGUGUUAGUGAAAGACACAGAGGUCCUGGGGACAAGCAUUCCUCUUCCAGGGGGAGUCACCUUCCCCAUAUAGGUGCUGAGAAAAAAUCUAGAUCUUCUGCAACUACUGAGAAAACUAUGAGACUGCCAUCCAGUAAGUCCCAGCCAGGAGAGAGGACCAAAGCAAGCUCUGGAGAUACCUUCCAGCACUCACCAAGUGAAAGUCACAGCCUCUUACUCAAUGGGUCAGGGAAGUCCCGCUCUAGCUCCCAUUCUAUGGGCACAGGGAUCUCAAAGACUAUGGUUCAUGGGACUCAAAAAUCUAAUGAGCAUAGGCCCUCCAAAUCUCCUUCUUCCCAUCCCAGCCAUUCCAAGUCUGGGGUUGUCUCUACUCCACAUGAGAAGACAAGAAAUUCAGGUGCCAAGCACCCAGGGAACAAUUCUAACUCAACCUCAGGCCGGCCAGGUGUAGGGACUGCUCGGCCAGUCCAAAGCCCAAGCCCUAGGAAGCACGGUGGCAGCUCCAGCUCAGGACCCGAACAGCAAACCAGUGGAUCCAAACGUUUGGUUGGUGGCUCAGGCCCUAGUGGGCGACUUGUGAGUGGAUCAAGUGGCCGUGGGCAUCCUACAAGCAAUUUAGGAAGCUCUGGUAGGCCACUCAGUGGCACAAGUUCUACAGGACGGACAGUGACCCCAGUCGGACGACCUGUUAGUGGGUUGAAUGGCCCUGGGCGACCUAGUUCAGGUGGCCCUGGGAGACCCAUCAGCAAUGCAGGUGGCCCUGGGAGACCCUCCAGCAACUCAGGUGGCUCUGGGAGACUCUCUAGCAACUCAGGUGGCCCUGGGAGACCCACCAGUGGCUCAGGUGGCCCUGGGAGACCCACCAGCAGCUCAGGUGGUCCUGGGCAGACAGUCAGUGGCUCAGGAGGUCCUGGGCGGACAGUCAGCGGCUCGGGAGGUCCUGGGCGGACAGCCAGCAGCUCAGGUGGCCCUGGGCGGACAGUCGGUGGCUCAGGCCCCUCUGUGAAGCCCCGAUGCACAGUUGUUUCAGAAACUAUCUCUUCCAAGAAUAUCAUCAGCCGACCUAGCAAUGGAAUGGUGAAUGGAAUGAGACCCCCUCCACCUGGCUACAGACCUGCAGUAUAUCCACAAGGUGCCCAGAGGCCCCCUUUUCCCCCUAUGGCCAGGAAACGCUAUCUUGAGGAAGAUGAGGAUGAGGAGUAUGAUUCUGAAAUGGAGGACUUCAUUGAUGAUGAAGGAGAGCCUCAAGAAGAAAUAUCAAAACAUAUCCGGGAAAUCUUUGGAUAUGACCGUAAUAAAUACAAAGAUGAGAGUGAUUAUGCCUUACGUUACAUGGAAAGCAGUUGGAAAGAGCAACAGAAAGAGGAAGCCAAGAGCUUGAGACUUGGAAUGCAAGAAGACCUCGAAGAAAUGAGACGUGAAGAGGAGGAGCUCAAACGCCGGAAAGCCAAGAAAAUGAAACUGCGUUAGCAACAGUUUUUUUACCAUUGGGAGAAAACACUUUCUCGAGAACUCUCUACAGACUGGAAAAAAAACCCUUUCUCUCUUUGGAUUUUAUUUGGGGACUAGAGAAGGAGAUAUGUAAAGGAAGCACUGGAAAACAAGGCUGUGGUUUGAACAGAAAGUAUUUAUUUUUAAUACUUGCCAGGGUUAAAUCUGUAAUGCAGAUGAGAUGUAAUAUUCAUUUGAAUGUUUAUAUGAAAAUAGCUGUUCAAAGAUGCCAGCAAUGAUACUGAUGAGCUAUGCACACUGAUUGGGGGGGGGGGGGUCCACUCACCAGUUAUUAGCUAGUCACUUGUUAUUUAUUUGACACUUAAAAAUCAAGUGAGGAUUAUUGUUCUAUUUCCAUAGUUACUGCCCAGAUAGAUGGUAGGACACUUCCCUGCACCAAUAAGAUCAUGUCAUAGGCUUCUCUUAAGAAUAAUAACCUGUAACGUCAGUCUUUUUCACAAAUGUUGCCAGCAAUAAAGGAAUCUGCCCUGGCCUAUGUAUUUGAGAAUCCUGAGGUCUUAAAAUAAUAAUUUGACAAUAUAGAGUAGGCUUCAUAAUUUCAGAAUGGCUGCUAUUCCUAUGAAUUUGAAAUAAAAAUGUAAUAAAUUAUCUUGGACUCCAUAUUGUCCAAGGAUUGGAUGCUGAGCAUUUUCAAUCACAAAAUGUAUGUGUUAAUAUUGGAGUUAUAUAAGCUAUGCCUCUUGAUAUAAGACUAUUCUUUACCCAGUUUUCUUUACAGUUUUCUUAUGAUUACCCUGGUUCUAAGCCAAGGUAAAGUAGAAAAGGUCACUGUGUAGACUAAUUUUAUUUUUAAAAAUCCACUUUUAUAUUGAAGGAAAGAGUAUUCCUAAAUAAAGGAGUUCCUUUAUUCCAACGUUAGAUUUGGGAGCAUUAUAUCUAAAAUAGAAGCUAAAUAUGGCUUGGUUUUCCCCUCAGAGUUCCUCUAAGGUGCACUUUUAGUGCCUCUCAGUAUUAAGGAUUUGCAUGAAAUAUCUUAGUACUAAUCAUUUAAUGGCAAAAAAAAAAUGUAACAUAUAUCAAAAACCACCUCUUUUGCCGGCAUUGCACCUUUAUUUCAAGCUAUGCACUAUAAAGAAAGCCCACAAAGCCUUUCCCUCGGCAUUGUUUUCUUAUUAAGCUGAGUGGUGAUUUAACUCAUUUUUGUCCACCUCACCCUCCAUCCCUCAGUCUAUUUGUUGUGUGCUUUUGAGCCACCUUUCAAUGUAUUUCCAGCAAGAAAACUUGGCUUCCAAAGAAUAACUUUAAAAGUCUACAAGAGAGUGGAACCAUGAAAUAACAUUAUAGAGGGAAAAGCCUGUACCUUAACCUAUUAACUGAAAACAUUCAAACGUUGGUGGUGCAUCUGCUUGUGGAAUACAUUCUCCAUUAACAUUUAUUAUCACUUGGGGGGAAGGGGUGGGGGAGGUAUCCUGUAAGGGUUCUUAGUCAUCAUUAUAUUUGUUUCUUUGAACAAAUUUCUAUGUACAUCCUUUGAUCCCCACACCUUCCUUUUAGUCUUCCCACUAAGCAAAGAGAAUAAAAAAAAAACCUGUGUGAGUUUUCUCUCCUAUCCAGUAGAUUGUGGUCAUAUAUAUUAGCAUUACUAAAUGGGGCCAGAUGAUCUUGUUUACAAAUUAGUUUGCCCAAGGUGAGUUCUUUCAGAACUAUGAAUACACUGAUAUUCAGUUUGCUGUGGUUUUAAGUUAUAAAGUCAGGCAGAAAAGUGCCUGAGCAGCCAGGGACUGCAUAAUUAAAACUUUGAAAGAUCGUGUCUUAUUUGGAACUGAUGAAAACUAUGCAUUUUUUUUUGGUCACUAGAAAAGCAUCCAUCAUCCAUUUAAAGCAUACGUGAGACACCGAUGGCAUAGUGUCCUGGUGCCUCCUUUUCACUGUCCUCCAUACAAGAGCCACAAAGAAAGACCAGCAGCAGCUGGUUCAAAAGACAUUUGAGGUUCUUCUUGUUAAACUGAGAUUGGGAUGUUGUUUCCCUUAGCAUCCCCCUCUGUACUCACAUUUAUGUUUUGUCUUUUCUUUUUCCCUCUUAGUCAGCAGAUUGUUUAUUUUCCAUGUAGACUUGUCAAAUAUUGAGAUUGGGAUAGUAUACUACAAUACUUUGUGAAUUAACUGACAAAUUGUUUGUGGCUUUUCAUUUUGUCUAGAUUGUGAACUUUUAUUACUUAGUGUUUUCUGUGCAGUUAUUACAUAUACAGUAGAAAAGAAGUCCAUCAGUUCUUGGAUUUGGUUCGAUUGAGUCAAGUUACUAUUCUUCCUUGUAUAUAUGAAUGGGCAAAGCUCUCAUUGUAACAUGGUAAGCUUGUGAGGCAGAUUUCAGUCUUGCCCCCCUCAACACCAGCAUUACAAUAGGGUGCUUCAGCUACCAUCUCAUGUGGCUGUGAGGAGGCCCUUGGGGUUUGUAUUCAUCUUGACUUUAUUUCUUUCUAAGUCUUGUCUGCUGCUCACCAGAAAAUCCAUUUUAAAGUCAAGUCUGCGACCUGUCAAACUGGGCAAAAGCUCCUGCACCUUGAGAAGCUAAGAAACAAGAAUAGGCUAUUAUUCAUAAAGGAUCACACAUCAUGUUUGAUUUUCAUGUAUAUUCUACUUUUUUUGAUUGGGGGAUAUUUUUAUUCAAUAUUUGAAGAUGUGCCUUUUUAUUAGUAAGGUUAAUUUGUGAAUGUAGUAAGUACUAAAAUUAUAAUGGGUGCAGCAUUUCUUAAAUUAAUAAUGUGAAAGUAGUUUUCAUAAAACCCCAAUGUGGCUUUGAUUGCACAAUUACUGUCUAUGCUGUUGCUAAGUCAAAGUAAGGGCACUUUCUAUUUAAAAUUACUUCCAGAAAUUAUCUUUGUCUUUAUACUGUAAAUGUUAUGUAAUGUCCGCUGGGAGGCCAGGGUACUGCAUAUCACAGGCAGCCUUAGAUAAAGAAGACUGUAUGCUGUGAAGGAGUGGGAAUGGGAGUUGGAGGAGUAUAUCAGAUUACCUGUCUAUGAGAAGCUGUUAAAUUUUUUAUGUAAAUCUGAAGAUUUUCUCUGAGAAAAAUUAUUUUUAUUCUGUUUUGCAUUUUGUAAUUUAAAAGUGGCUGCAGAACAUUUCUGAAGUAUAGUAGGAGACCAAAACACACUUGGAAAGAGAAUAAAUAUAUGAAGAGAGACUGCUUGUUUUAUUUUUGAUGUUUGAAUGUAUCAGACUAACAUUUGGUGAGUGGAUGUGAUGCAAUAUGUUCAAAGUGUUUGUAUAUUGAGGGUAGCCCUAGAUUUUCUUUGAGGUUAUUGUUCAGAUCGUUGUGUCUUUAACACAAUGUGACAAAUCAGGUUAAAAAAAAAACCUUUUUACAUAGUUCUUUUUCUGGUGCUGUUGAAGUGCGAGAGUACUUUUGCACACGCAGAAAUAUAGAUGAAAGUUUUUCAAUUGAUGUAUAAAAGAAAUAGGUAUUAAAAAAUUCAUUUAUACUUUCA